AUGUUUUCGAAGUCGUGGACGGAACUGGAUGCAAUCGAACUAGAUGCGUUUCUGGGCUUGCUGAUUCUACACGGCGUGAAUCACGAAAGCAAGAAACCAUUGUGCCAGCUGUGGAACGAAGCGAAGGGUCGACCCAUUUACAACGCCACCAUGUCUCGAAAUCGUUUUAGCGAAAUAUCUAGUGCACUCCGUUUUGAUAAUAAAAAGUCACGAUACCUGCGCGAACUUACUGAUAAACUGGCACAUAUUCGGGAGUUGUUUGAGUUGUGGGUACCAACGUUGCGAAAUUCCUAUCUACCUGGUCCUUAUCUCACUAUAGACGAGCAGCUGUACUCGUUCCACGGCCACCGCAAAUUCAAGCAGUAUAUUCCGAAGAAACCCUCAAAGUACGGGCUAAAGAAUUCUAUCUUAGCUGAUUCUGCCUCGAAGUACUGCUGCAACAUACAAGUGUACACGGGAAAAUCUCCGGGCGUCCCUCCAGAAAGAAAUCAAGGGCGCCGUGUUGUUUUGGAUCUUGUGCAGUACCUAGGAGUCGACUCCGGAAGAAAUGUUACGACAGACAACUUCUUCACAGAUCUCGAAUUAGGUAAAUCGUUCUUACUGCUCAAACGAAAUAUCACUCUGGUUGGCACGAUGCGCAAGAAUAAGCCAGAGAUACCAGCAGCUUUUUUACCAUCCAGAGAAAGUGCUGAAUUUUCUAGUCUUUUUGGUUUCACAAAGGAAGCCGCACUGGUUUCGUAUGUUCCAAAGAUUGGCAAAGCAGUUAUACUUCUCAGCACCACCACCGUGAUGCUGCGGUUGAAACGACCACAGCCGCAGAUCGCGCAAAAUCUGCUCGAUCUAUGGUCGCUGGUGAUGGAGGCAGCGAAACAAGGAGGACGCACCUAUCCGAUUCAGGAGGAUCUGCGUCUGGUCCAGCGCAUUUGUCGCCAGCGUAUCCUGCACGGCGUUGCUCCGACCUGGAAGCAAGAGGACCCCAUGUAUCGCGGGUUUGGAGCGGAUAUCAUCGACUUCUCCGAUGAGGAAGACGAUGAGAAGGAAAACGUCGAGCCGACGGCCGGCAAGAGCACUUAA
This is a messenger RNA of Paramacrobiotus metropolitanus, 1074 nucleotides long. RefSeq lists its product as uncharacterized. The record is from RefSeq and is a predicted model, not a curated record. The coding region runs from base 1 to 1074 and encodes 357 amino acids. NCBI's taxonomy places the organism in Eukaryota, Metazoa, Tardigrada, Eutardigrada, Parachela, Macrobiotidae. The transcript is spliced from 3 exons.